UUAACGACUCUGUCUCUGUCUCUCUUCCUCUCCCUCGCCCGGUGUCUCUCAGAUCUGCAGCGAAAUCAAAAAAAGAAAAGAAAAUGGCGGCAGGACCAGAUCAGCUCUUCAGUCUCCGGAACAACUUCUACCUGGGAGCGUUCCAGGCGGCCAUUAACAACAGCGAAGUGCCCAAUCUCUCCCCAGACGAUGUCGUCGAGCGCGACUGCCUCGUCUACCGCUCCUACAUCGCCCUCGGCAGCUUCCAGCUCGUCACCAGCGAGAUCGACUCCUCCGCCGCCACGCCUCUCCAAGCCGUUAAAUUGCUCGCCCUCUAUCUCUCCUCCCCCGAUAACAAGGAGUCGACGAUCUCGAGUCUGAAGGAGUGGUUGGGGGAUCCCGCGAUUGGGAACAACCCGAUCUUGAGGUUGAUUGCUGGGAUCGUCUUCAUGCAUGAGCAGGGCUACAAUGAUGCUCUCAAGCACACUAAUGCUGGAGGCACUAUGGAACUGCAAUAAUCACUCAGCACCCACUACGGAGACAAAACCACUCAAGCGUUGGAAAGACGAGACUCGUAAAACAAAGCACUUCUCAAUGCCCAAAAUCUCUAACUCUUCAAUUCUUGCAAUCUUCUCCACUGAAGCAUAUCAAAGAUUUCUUCUUCUCGGCCGAAAAUCAAAACCCAUUUCAUUUGCAUCCUCAUUCUCAUCCUCCUCCUCCACAUCACCAUAUCCUGUUCCAACCCAGCAGCAGAUUGCGCAUUUGAUACUAAACCAGAAAUCGGCCUCCCAAGCCCUUGAAACCUUCAGAUGGGCCUCCAAACUCCCCAACUUCACCCACUCUCAGUCCACCUACCGUGCUUUAAUACGCAAUUUAUGUGCUUUCCGUCGCUUUGAUACUGUACAGGAUCUGCUCGACGAAAUGCCCAACUCAAUCGGGUCACCCCCAGAUGACGACAUUUUCGUUACUAUCAUCCGUGGUCUCGGGCGGGCGCGUAUGGUUAAGCAAGUGAUCAAAGUGGUUGACUUGGUUUCUCGGUUUGAAAAGAAACCGUCUUUGAAGAUUUUCAAUUCAAUACUAAAUGUUCUUGUCAGGGACGAUAUUGAUUUGGCUAGAGCGUUUUAUAGGAAGAGAAUGAUGGGGUGUGGUGUUGAAGGCGAUGAUUACACUUUCGGGAUCUUAAUGAAAGGGCUUUGCUUGACUGACAGGAUUGGCGAUGGCUUUAAGCUUUUGCAAGUGAUGAAGUCUAGGGGAAUUACACCAAAUACCGUGAUUUAUAACACAUUACUUCAUGCACUUUGCAGGAAUGGGAAAACUGGGAGAGCAAGGAGCUUGAUGAAUGAAAUGAAGGAACCCAAUGAUGUGACUUUUAAUGUCUUAAUAUCUGCUUACUCUAAAGAAGAGAAUUUGGUUCAAGCUCUAGUUCUGUUAGAGAAGUGCUUCAGUUUUGGGUUUGUGCCAGAUAUUAUUACAGUAACUAAGGUGCUGGAACUUCUCUGCAAUGUUGGUCGUGUAACUGAGGCUGUUGAGAUUUUGGAGAGAUUGGAGACUAAGGGAGGUGUGAUAGACAUUGUGGCAUAUAAUACUUUGAUAAAGGGUUUUUGUAGAUUAGGGAAAAUGAAAGUUGGGUUUUCCUUUCUGACAAAGAUGGAGAGAAAGGGCUGCCUUCCAAAUGUAGACACCUACAACAUUUUAAUCUCUGGAUUUUGUGAGCAAAGGAUGUUGGAUUUGGCUCUUGAUCUGUUUAAAGAGAUGAAAACAGAAGGGAUUAACUGGAAUUUUGUUACAUACGAGACACUAAUCAAGGCUUUGUGUUCAGGAGGUAGGAUGGAAGAUGGGUUUAAGAUUUUAGAACUAAUGGAGGAGAGUAAGGGGGGUUGUGGGAGGCGGAUUAGUCCUUAUAACAGUGUGUUAUAUGGUCUAUACAAGGAAAAUCAGUUGGAUGAAGCACUAGCAUUUCUGAAAAUGAUGGGGAAGUUAUUUCCUAGAGCUGUUGAUAGGAGCUUGAGUAUUUUAGCUUUUUGUGCAGAUGGCGCCAUUGAGAAUGCAAAGAAGGUUUUUGAUCAGAUGCUUGGAGAAGGGGGAGUUCCAAGUGUUCUUGUUUAUGAUUAUUUAAUCCAUGGAUUUUGCCAACAAGGAUGUGUGCGUGAAGCGUUUGAACUGGUGAAUGAGAUGGUUCAUCUUGGUUAUUUUCCGCUUGCAUCUACAUUCAAUGCCUUGAUUAGUGGAUUUUGCAGGCAGGGGAAAGUUAGCAGUGCUUUGAAGCUCAUGGAUGACAUGGUUGAGAGGGGUUGCAUUCUGGAUAUAACAAGUUAUAAUCCCUUGAUUAAUGCUCUGUGUAGGAAGGGAGAUUUUCAGAAGGCUUUGGAGCUCCUUUCACACAUGGUAGAAAUGGGGAUCCUCCCUGAUUCUUCAUCAUGGAAUUCAUUGCUUCUUUGUUUUUGCCAAGAAACCAGCAAUAACAUGUUCCAAGUAACUGAUCACCUGUUGCAACAAAUUGCUCAGAAGUGAAUUUAUUUAUGGGUUUUGCAUA
Corylus avellana is the source of this 2512-nucleotide messenger RNA. RefSeq names its product pentatricopeptide repeat-containing protein At2g17525, mitochondrial. The record is from RefSeq and is a predicted model, not a curated record. Gene Ontology annotation, biological process: mitochondria-nucleus signaling pathway; chloroplast-nucleus signaling pathway. NCBI's taxonomy places the organism in Eukaryota, Viridiplantae, Streptophyta, Magnoliopsida, Fagales, Betulaceae. Gene Ontology annotation, cellular component: chloroplast. Gene Ontology annotation, molecular function: protein binding.